UUAACCGGAAGGUGCGUCGUCUAUUUUCGUCCGGACUGAACUCUCUGGUUUGUUUUCUGCUGCUGCACGUUUCCCGAUUGCUGGAUAUUUACACUGUGUGGACUCUAUCUGUGAUAUUUAUUCACUUUCAAUACAUUCAUGAUGUUGCAGCCUAACAUGUUUAGACAUCAAAGUGUGAAGAGCUUAUUUUAGACUUCAAGAAGAGAUAUUUAUCUGCCAUAGAUCGAUUGUGAGCUAUCGAAGAUAACACAAAUAUUGAAAAAGCUGUGAAAAAAAAUGGAACCAAGUGACUCCCCGUGCUCUGAUUUCCUGGACUGGGAGCUGGACACUGCGACAUCUAAUGGGCUUAAACAAGAGAAGCAGCUUUCUGCAUCACAAAGAAGAUAUUACAGCUUCUGUAGGAGGAAAUCAUUUGCUGUCUUUGUGGCAUCGAAGCAGGACAGCAACCCUGAGGCAGGAAGCACAUUUUGGUGCUGUUGUGGCGAGACCUUCAGGGAACACUCUGCCAUUCAUAAACACGUCGCCAGGGCUCACGAUGCUGAAAUCCAGCAGCUCACACAGGCCUCAUAUGAGUGUUUGUCGAGCCAGCUAGGAGAAGAAGAACCUGAAACGCUCCAUGCAAACAAGUGCAAGGCCGAGCCAGUGGACAUCUCUGCAUGGAUCCCUGAAACUGGUCAUAUCGCUGGAGAGCAGCUUGAAAAGGGUCCAGGAAAGGUUCUCCUCUAUUAUCACUACUGCCAAGUGGACGAUCCACACGUCAUCUGUGCUUGGCAGAAAGCUUUGUGUGAGAAGCUUCACUUAACUGGCAAGGUGAGAAUUGCAACUGAAGGCAUCAAUGGGACCGUUGGCGGCACCAACAUGGCCACUGACUUCUACAUCAAAGCCGUGUGUUCACACCCUCUGUUCAAGAUGGAGGAGGAGGAUUUUAAGAAGAGUGAUGGUGGAGCAGAGUGCUUCACAGACCUGAGGGUGGGAGUUUAUAAGGAGAUUGUCCCAAUGGGAGUUGAUCCUGACGCUCUCUCUUACGAACUGGCAGGAGUUCAUUUGGAGCCAGAGGAGUUUCACAAAGAAGUGGAGGCUCUCUUGUCCAAAGAGGAUUUGUGCAAUGACACCAUCCUCCUGGACUGCAGGAACUUUUAUGAGAGUAAAAUUGGACAGUUUACACGAUGCCUGGCCCCUGAUAUUCGUAAGUUCAGCUACUUCCCGGACUACGUCGACCAGAACCUCGAGCUGUUCAGGGACAAGAAGGUUUUGAUGUACUGCACAGGAGGGAUCCGCUGUGAGCGCGGCUCUGCCUACCUCCGCUCAAAAGAUGUGUGUAAAGAGGUGUUCCAGCUGAAAGGUGGAAUCCACAAGUAUCUGGAGCAGUUUCCAGAUGGUUUCUAUCGUGGGAAACUCUUUGUGUUUGACGAACGAUACACCAUCUCCUCCAACAAUGACGUCAUCUCAGACUGCAGGUACUGCGGCUCUCCCUGGGACCAGUACAAGCUCUGCUCCACCCAGUUCUGCUGUCAGCUGGUUCUGUCCUGUCACGGCUGCAGAGAGGCCGGACACACCGCCUGCUGCCCCACCUGCCAAACCAAAGCACAGGCUCGGAGCGAGGAAUCCGCUGCUCCUCAGCAUCAUAAAGAGGAGUGCGAGUGCACGGGUGGACGCCCCAGAAUCCCUCAGGAUGUGUAGAGACCAGGCAGACAGGAUUGGACACCAGUACUUCGGUCACAAAAUGUUUCAUGUGCAUACAAAUGAAGAUAUUUAUCAGACUGUAAAACCACAAUUAACUCAAGGUUUCCAGUCAUUUGAGAGUCAUGAGUUUUUUUUAUAUUAUGGUGACAGAUGUUCUGUGUCUUAACAGUUUGUUUUAAAGACAGUGUCAUGUGCAAACCUUGUAUUAAAUGAUGAAACUGUUUAUUUGCAUCUGCAGACACCUCUAGUGUUAUUUACCAAAUGUUGUGAAACUUCAAUGCAUCAUUCGUUCUGAAAGCUUGGUUUCAGGAAACAUGAAUAUGUUGUGGUUGUGCCUGUUUCAGUAAAACUGGGAUUGUAUCCUCCUUUUAAAAACCAGUGCUCUUACAAGUGUU
This is a messenger RNA of Notolabrus celidotus (New Zealand spotty), 2078 nucleotides long. Its product is annotated as thiosulfate sulfurtransferase/rhodanese-like domain-containing protein 2. NCBI's taxonomy places the organism in Eukaryota, Metazoa, Chordata, Actinopteri, Labriformes, Labridae. The coding region runs from base 277 to 1680 and encodes 467 amino acids. The transcript is spliced from 9 exons. The record is from RefSeq and is a predicted model, not a curated record.